ACCCACCUUAUAAGUCUAAUGGGCUACUCCUCCUUCCACCAAUUGGUUUUGGGAUGGAACCCCAUUUGGGCUUUAUAUGGGUUUUCCCUCUCAUGGUGAGCUUCAUAUUAGUGGGACCGCACCCGUUUUCCCCCAGUUUCUUACAAUAUGAACAAUUGGUAGAUAUGAUUUACGAAAAUGGUGGAUUUCGUGAUAGUUGGACAAUUUCGAAUAUUACUUUCAUGGUCCAACAAUCGGAUGGUUCGUUUAUUCCCGCAAGACUGGAUAAUGAUAGUGCUCUUGCGUGGAUUUACUACUUUUCUCGUAUGUCCGUUGUGUUUUUGUAUAUAGUGUUGGAAGCAAACACACAGGUUACACAGGUUGAAGAUCCUACGCCAUCAUAUGGUUAUGGGGGAGUGUUUGGUGAUGAGGGUACGUGGACUACGCAUGCCGGUAAUUUUGGUGAAGGGACGAGUAAUUUCGGCGAAGGGACGAGCUUUACCAUGAGAGGACCGGACAUUGAGGAAGAAAUUGUUGGAGAUGAAGAUUUCACUAAUGAAAAUCGAAACUUACAAUCGAAUGAAUUGCCGGAAAAGCCUUCGGGAAACCGAUCAACACACGAGCAACAUAGAACCAAACCGAGAUGCAGAGAAUGUCGUAGGGAAGCCAAUCAACGCACGAGUAAUAUAGCUUACAAACCAAAUUGCCGAAGAUAUCGUCGAAAAAUCGAUCAACACUCGAACAAUAAAUAUUACAAACCAAAAUACAACGGAAAGAAUAAAAUCUUCUCCCCAGCAGGGGAGAAAGAAAGAAAAAGAACAAUGAAAGAAUCUGAAUGCUUUCCAAUCUCGCAGAGGCAUGAAUUUAUACAGCGACCAAAUCUUUCAAGUGACGGCAUACAGCGACCAAAUCUUUCAAGUGACGGCUCGAGAAAAAAUCACGACAAAAACAGUACAAACAACAAGAAGUCGUUCAAAGUUGUGUGUAGAUCGGCUGAAGUUUCACCAUGUAUAUGGAAGGCUCGGGUGAGUCUUAACACACGGGUUCACGACAUGUGGGAGGUAAUGGAAUGGACCGAUAGCCACACUUGCAUGCAGGUGUUCGAGAGAAAUGACCAUAAGAAUGUGACCGCCACCAUGAUCUCAAAUCUUCUGUUGGCUAAGAUUCAGAAUCAGGUGACCUACAGUGUGGAAAUGGUGCAGGCCGACGUAAAAAGCGCCUGGAGCGUCGAUGUCAACUAUAAGAAGGCGUGGCACGGGAGAAAAAAAGCCAUCGAUCGUCUGUAUGGCACGUGGGAAUCGAAUUUUGCACAUCUCCCCCA
This is a messenger RNA of Striga hermonthica, 1300 nucleotides long. Lineage: Eukaryota; Viridiplantae; Streptophyta; Magnoliopsida; Lamiales; Orobanchaceae. The record is from the annotation of a GenBank genome assembly.